CGUUACCUAUAAAACUCAAAGCUCAGCUCAUUAUCACUUUAAACUUCAAAGUAUUCACACACACUCUCACUUUCCACUGCUUCAAGAACACUAAAUCCUACCUAAUAAUUUAUGGAUGUCUUCUCUUCUUUAUCCGAUCCCAACUCUUAUGGAUCGCCGUUAUCAGAUGGGGGAAGCAGUCGCCCUCGGAAUUUCUCGGACGACAAUGAGGCUGAGGUUCUCCUAGCGUCCGAGAACCCAAAGAAGCGAGCCGGGAGGAAGAAGUUCCGGGUGAUGAGGCACCCGGUGUACAGGGGCGUGAGGCGCAGGGACUCAGGUAAGUGGGUGUGCGAGGUCCGCGAGCCAAACAAGAAGACGAGAAUAUGGCUGGGGACGUUCCAGAACGCUGAGAUGGCCGCCCGGGCCCACGACGUGGCAGCCCUUGCGCUGAAGGGCCGCCGCUCGGCCUGCAUCAACUUUGCUGACUCCGCAUGGAGGCUCCCGGUUCCUGACUCAGCCGACCCCAAGGACAUCAGGAAGGCUGCUGCCGAUGCAGCUGAGGCGUUUCGGCCUAUGGAAGCAUCAGAUGGAGCUUUAUCCAGCGAAGAGAUGGGGAACGAGACGAAGGAGGUGGUGUCAUCGGUCGUGGAGGAGAGGUCGUCUAUCUCCGAUAUGGAUGAGAAGGCAUCCGCCUUCAGCAUGCCAGAGCUGCUGGCCGAUAUGGCGGCAGAAGGGCUGUUACCGCCACUGCAGAGCAAUGGAGAUGGCUAUAUGGAGGAUGAGGAAGGAGAUAUAAAUGCUUACGUGUCACUCUGGAGCCAUUCUAUUUGACAUUGAUCGACUCUCGUCAUUAGAUCGAUUUUCUCUUCUUCUUGUUUCUUCUCUUCUUUUGGGUAGAAAUAGAAUCCUCACUGCUCUUUUGAGGUAAAGACGCCGUCUCCGUUCCGUGCUUAUUGUUUUUUAGAGCAGGUACGGACCUAAUUAGAUAUAAUUAAAGAGAAGAAAACGUGAGAGAAGCAACGAGCGUAUGUAUGCCUUUUUUUUUUUUACCAAUGCUGUGAAUAUAUUGUAAGUGAAUAGAUGCUGUUGUAAAACAUCAUUCUUAAUCUUGCAUGUAAAUAUGGGUAUCAAAUACUAUCGCCGGGAUUGAUGGUUUUGCAA
Punica granatum (pomegranate) is the source of this 1140-nucleotide messenger RNA. The record is from RefSeq and is a predicted model, not a curated record. Lineage: Eukaryota; Viridiplantae; Streptophyta; Magnoliopsida; Myrtales; Lythraceae.